This is a messenger RNA of Danaus chrysippus (African queen), 744 nucleotides long. The record is from the annotation of a GenBank genome assembly. Lineage: Eukaryota; Metazoa; Arthropoda; Insecta; Lepidoptera; Nymphalidae.
AUGGUAUUCCAGUUGUAUCUCAUAUUUGCAUUAGCGACGCUAGCAUACGCAGUUCCUGUACCAGUUGCUGAUGAAAAUAAAAAGACCUUAAUAGAUUCUAAACAGAUAAAUGAAAACAAUGACCUCAAGACAGCGAGCAGUUCAUAUUCUCACCAAUACUCGGACUGGGGUGGCAGAAAUCCCAGCGGUUACAGUUAUUCAGUAACAGGUUUCGGUACUAUUGACGAUAAAUACACCGCAGAUCCAUUGUAUAAAGAAUUCAAUGGCUAUGAUAAUUCACUUAAACUCAAUAGUUACCCUGGCCUUGGAAAUGAUGGCUAUAAUUCCUAUGGUGGGUAUAAAGGCGGAUUUGCCCCCUCUAGAUAUGAACCUAUAGACGGCAGUGUACGAGGUGGCUAUGGAAAUUAUGGGUACAAUAGUAAUGACUAUGAUGUAGGCGGCCGUGGAUACGGACUAAGUAACAACGGCUAUGGAAUCGGCAGUAGUGGAUAUGGAAACAGCGGUAGUCCAUACGGAAUUGGUGGUAAUGGAUACGCCGGAAGUUAUGGCGGCAAUGGCGGUUACGGUGGUUAUGGUGGUAACGGUGGGCUCAAUUCAUACUCCGGAUAUAAUAACCCAUAUUACCAAGGAGGAGGCCAUCUUGGAUAUGGAUAUCAAACGAAAAAAAUAGGUUACGGAAGUAUCUACAAUAGUGGUGUUACACCGAGUUUAGUAACCGGUUAUAGGGGAUACACACGGAGAUAA